AAUUCCCACAUUCAUUCAGUCAAUAAAUUUUAUAUUAAAGUUAGAAUGGUAAACAAGUUCCAGGUAAGUGAACUAUCCGGUGCUCUAAUAUCAUGGCCAAGUCGUCUUAAAAUUGGUGCUAAAACCAAAAAAGAUCCAUAUGUAAAGAUUUUCGGUACUCCUGAUGAAGUUAACAGUGCACGACAAUUGAUAACAUCAAGGCUGAAAGUUAAGCGAGAUCGAAUAUCCCUCAGAAUUGAAAUUUUUCAUGCUGAGCAUUCGAAAAUAAUCGGUCGCAAAGGCAAAAACACACAAGAAAUAAUGCGCGAAACCUCAUGCCAUAUUCAUUUUCCAGAUUGCAAUAAAUCACUUUCUAAAAAUAAUCAGGAACUUUCACCGCUCUGUAUUUCAUUUGAUCUACCUCGUAUUGAACGCUGCGAAUUGCAAAAUAUACAAAAAAAACUUAAAAAAUUUGAUUUAUUCAUAACUUUUCGCGAAAAUGAAAAUGAUGGAAUUGUUUGUAUGUUGAAAGGAACGCAGCAACAAGAGAAAAAUAUGGUUCAAGCGUCCAUCGCCCUCACAGAAAUAUGUAAAGAGCAGUUGAAUGUUGAUACUGAAUUUGUUUGUCACACGAUCAUUAAUGCCCAUCAUUCGUUAAUGAAUGAAGAAAAGAGGGAAGAUCUGCAACGGCUUGCCGAAGAAACAUCAACGCAGAUCUUUUAUUCAUCGCUUAGCAGUGUAGAUUUUGAAUUGCUCAUUGUUGGUCGCAUCGUUGGUGUCCUUAUUGCAAGAAGAUUUAUUAUAGGUUUAUUACCCGUUGCGAUCCAUUUUGAUCGAAUCGUUGAUUCAGAAAAUGAGAUAAUCGAUAAAGCUAUGAUCAAAGCUGAAUAUGGGGUGAAUAUCAAUGAGGGUCAAAGGACUAAUAGAAACAUUGGAAAUAUAUCGGUAAAUUUGGUUUUUGAAUACGUUGUAUUAAAUGGCAUUGAAAUGAACUUAUUUCAAAUGUACCAAGCUAGAAUUAAAAUAUUAAAAACAGAUGAAUAUAUAUAUGGUGACAUGGAUGCAUUUAAAGAUUUAAAACCUGGAAGACUAUGCAAGCUCAUGAACAUUUUGCGAUAUGAAAGUGUCGAGUCUUUAAAUACUUUCAAAAGAAAGCAAGAUGGUAACAAUGAAAUUAGCUCAACACUAGCAAAUUAUCAAAUUAUCAAUAAUGAUGGAAUGCAAUUUUCAUGCAUACAGUCUGUGGAUCAUAAUCAAUUACAGUUAACCUCACUUGACUUCCUUAAAAGUGAUGAGGAUCAUAUGGUAUCUGUAACACCAGAUCCAAACGAUUCACCUCUUGCUCAUUCAUUACUUGAAGGUGUAAAACGGCUAAAUCUCGCUCAUAAUACUCGGCAACAAAAUGAGACUAGAGAACAAUUGUUGCUUAAAGCAAAUCGUGCCAAAAUGUGUCAGCCAACAGAUCUUUGGUCGGGAUAUGGUUUUAGCAAUUCAUUACCUGCAGAAAUUCUCAAAACUGAAUUCGAUAUGCCAGAAAAUUCAUUUACUAAUCACUGCGAUUAUUACAAUAUGCUUUCAACUGAUAACGAAACGUCGGUAUUAUCAUUGCCUCCAUUCGCUGGCUUGGCUUCGGUUCUUGAAGAAGAUGAAUUUGGCGAUCUUCAUCAUAAUAGUCUAAGUUCAAGUUCAGAUUUGUUAGCUGCAUCAUCAUCGUCCCACAAUUUCCAUCUUAUGCAAAUAAAUCAACCAAUAAAUAUAAGACCCAAACGGAGAGAUUUUUCGGCGUCAACAGGAAUUUUCGAGUCAUCUCCCCGAAGUGAUGCUAUCUGGGAUAUUAGGAUAUUUGUCGAUCCAGCGAUGGUACUAUCUCAGUUGGGCUGCAGCGAAUACUUAGCGAGAUUUCGGGAACAAGAGAUCGAUAUGGAAGCUUUUCUAUUGCUCGAUGAGCAGAAUCUUCGUGAUAUCGGUGUUUCAACAAUGGGUGCGAGAAAAAAGAUCUACAAUGCAAUUCUAAGUAUGUUUAUCUGA
Dracunculus medinensis (Guinea worm) is the source of this 2007-nucleotide messenger RNA. NCBI's taxonomy places the organism in Eukaryota, Metazoa, Nematoda, Chromadorea, Rhabditida, Dracunculidae. The record is from the annotation of a GenBank genome assembly.